GAGAGAGGAAGCGUAUCACAAGUGGAGAAGCCGAUUUUGGGAUCCGCGGGAAGCAGCGAGAGAGAGAGAGAGAGGAGGUCGAUUUGCAAGGGGGACUCCGCCGGAAGGGAGGUUCAUUCUUUUUCUGUCGCCGGCUGCAACCGGCACCGCUCUUCUGUUACUUCCCGGCGGUUCUUGGUACGAAGAGAGAGGAAGGCGGGAUUCAAAUUGAGGUUCCACGGAGACGAGUCCUUGUCCCCUGCCAGGAACUUGCCGCAGCUGCUGCUCUCUCGUCUAACUGCUUCCGCCGUUACUGCUUGUCGGAGAGCGGCAGAGCUGAGCUUGGGAAGAGGGAUACUUAUACGAAUAGAAAGCUUGGAAAGGGAGUUCGGUUGUAGAUCGAGAGUGAAGCGGACGGAGCUGAUUGGGAGUAGCCAAGCAUCGCUGCUGUCACAUUGAUUGGCCGUUACUAGGCGUGGUUCAGUACGAUGGCCUCUUAUGGGUUGAACAUGUUGAAUAGCACUGUAAAUUGGGUAACACAGGCCUUGGACGCGCCUUCUGCUCGAGCUGUUGUUUUUGGAGUCCAUAUUGGAGGUCACUAUUUUGUUGAAGGACUUUUACUAGUUGUGAUCCUUUUCCUGCUCUCCCAGAAAAGUUACAAGCCACCUAAACGGCCUCUGAGCAAAAAGGAAAUUGAUGAAUUGUGUGAUGAUUGGGUUCCGGAGCCCCUGAUACCUUCCAUUACUAAAGAGAUGCAAUAUCAGCCACCAGUGUUGGAAAGUGCUGCAGGCCCGCAUGUUGUAAUCAAUGGGAAAGAAGUUGUGAAUUUUGCCACUGCUGAUUAUCUGGGAUUAGUUGGACAUGAGAAAGUGCAGGAGUCGUGCACUGCUGCACUGGAAAAGUAUGGUGUUGGUUCUUGUGGUCCUCGUGGUUUCUAUGGGACAAUUGAUUUGCUUCCUCUAGACGUCCACCUUGAUUGUGAAAGCCGGAUAUCAAAAUUCUUGGGAACACCAGACUCAAUUCUCUAUUCAUAUGGCCUUUCCACAAUGUUCAGUGCAAUUCCAUGUUUUGCCAAGAAGGGCGACGUCAUUGUUGUUGAUGAAGGUGUCCACUGGGGGAUACAAAAUGGACUUCAUUUGUCUAGAAGCACCAUUGUGUAUUUCAAGCAUAAUGAUAUGAAGUCUCUGCACGACACAUUAGAAAAUAUUACUGCAGAUAAUAAACGUGCUAAGAAGUUGCGGCGCUACAUAGUUGUUGAAUCUGUUUACCAGAAUUCUGGUCAAAUAGCUCCUCUAGAUGAGAUCAUCAAGCUGAAGGAGAAAUAUCGGUUCCGUGUUUUUUUGGACGAGAGCAACUCAUUUGGUGUGCUUGGCCAGUCUGGAAGAGGUCUUACUGAAUACUGUGGAGUUCCGGUUGAAAAGAUAGAUAUAAUAACUGCUGCGAUGGGGCAUGCUUUAGCUACUGAAGGAGGAUUUUGCACUGGCAGUACUAGAGUCGUUGAUCACCAACGAUUGAGCAGCUCUGGCUAUGUCUUCUCCGCAUCGUUGCCCCCGUAUCUCGCUACUGCUGCUAUUACUGCUAUUGAUAUGAUUGAGGAGAAUCCUGAUCUGAUAAAAAAGCUGAAAAGGAACAUUUCUUUGCUGUUGAAAGGGCUGUCCAACGUAGAAGGCCUCACCUUGACGAGCAGUCCAGAAUCACCAAUCGUUUUCCUUAAACUGGAGCAAUCCACAGGAUCGACAAAAGGCGAUAUGGAAGUCCUCGAAGAAAUUGCCGAACGUGCUCUGAAGGAAGACUCGGUGUUCAUGGUGACCUCCAAAAGAUCGAUUCUUGAUAAGUGCCGGUUGCCCGUGGGAAUCAGAUUGUUCGUGUCUGCUGGCCAUACAGAGGCUGAUCUGACCAAGGCUUCUGAAUGCUUGAAGAGAGUUUCAGCAUUGGUGCUGAAGCAUCGUGACUGACCUUGCCUGUUCCAACUCAGAUUUUUCUUCUUUUGAUCAUAAUUGCCUUUUCUUAUACAAAUUUUAGGGAUUUGGUAGGCUGAGAGAAAACUAGGGAGGUGUGGGGAUAUACAAAGGGGAAGGGAAGGGAAGGGAAGGAAGUUCUGCUGAGAAGUUGUUCAGAUUAUUUAUUGUUCUCUUUAGUUUCUUGUGGCCAUAGAUUCUUUUUUCCUUUGGGGUUUUAUUAGUGUUGACUUAGUUUUUCUUACGUGGAAGAUUCCAUUGGAUGUUCCCAAGUCAAAGGCAAUCUUGUUUGUAGGAUAAUGCUCCUAUUGAGUAAAAACUUUGACCUUGAGUUGUGUUGUAUCAUGAGAUUAUGAAAGUGGUUCUUUUGCAUGGUGUAUUUUUAAGGAUUGGUUUUAGUUUUUUUACAAUCGGAAUUAA
Molecule: messenger RNA, 2357 nt
Organism: Linum tenue
Lineage: Eukaryota; Viridiplantae; Streptophyta; Magnoliopsida; Malpighiales; Linaceae
Source: the annotation of a GenBank genome assembly